ACGGACACCACCUCAAUCCACACCGUCUACUCUGGUGCAUACACGCAACGGUAGAGCUACUGUUUGUUGCACUUUGUACACGCCUCGCACAUGAGUACAUCCGGCGCCCGUGGACGCAGGCGGCGGGCCGAUGGCUCGGGAAGCGAGGGAGAUGGCACCAAGGAUGGAGGAGGCGCCAGGUUUGAUACCGAUGCCGUCAAUGGCAUUGUUCGCGAGUAUCUGGUAUACGGUGAGUUUGAAGAGACGCUGACAGCGUUCGAAGCCGAGCUCAAGCGCAAGGGCCAGCCGCUCUCGCCCAAGCGCCGCCGGCAGUCGGAAGCCAUCCGGAAUGCGCGACGCAACGCCAAGCUGCAGGCCGCGCUGCUCUCGGCGUUCAAGCGCGGCGAUGCUAAGAAGUUCUUUGGCCUGUGGGGCAAGCAUCUUCCGGCAUCGCUGCUUGCCAAGGACCUCACCGCACGCAAGCUCGAGUUCUACGUCCACAUCUUCUUUGCCAUCUAUCCGCUGCACUCGUGGAACACGACCCCGCGCGACGAUGCCGACCUCCCGCGAGCCAUGAGCAUGUUCAAGGCCUUUCUGGCCAAAAAGGGCGCCGCGCUGUGCAAGACCUCCGAGUUUGUGGCCUACUACGCUCUGCCGUACGUGCCCAACCCGACCGAGCAUCCCUCGUUUCGAGAGCUGUUCCUCGACGAGUGGGCCGGCGGCCUGCUCCUCCGCCUCGACCGCUUCCUCGCCGCCGUCCUCCGCACCACUUCGCUUCCCCAGCUUGCGGUUCUUCACAACUCGUCUGCCCAGCUCGUGGGUGGGGCAAGCGAUGGCAAGAGCGCCAAGGCCGGCGGGGCGUCGUCCGCUGCCGUCGCCGCCGCCAACGACCGCGCCCAAGUCGCCUCGCUGCAGUACCAGCAGACGCUGGCGCUCUCACGCGAGCUGACCGAUGUCGUCUCCGCGCUUCUCAAGGGCUCGCAACUCUCGCCCGAGUACAUGGGCGCGCUCGCUGCCCGCCUCGUCUCGGCAGACGUCAUUCCGCUUGGCGGCGAGGACGUGCUGCUUGGACCUCGCCCAGACGCACUCUCAUCGCGCCGCCCGCCGGUCUCAUUUGACCCCGAGCUACAGGGUGGCCCCGUCUCACCCGGUCCGGCGCCGCCGGUAGCCGCCGCCGAUGCCACCUCGGACGACGCCGUCGGCCCUGACAACGAUGCUCCUGACCCUGGCAUGGCUAUCAUCACCACCUUUGCACCGCUGGCAUACACAAAGGUCCGCACUGACCUCGGCCCGGAGUCGGCGCUCUCGGCGCAGGAGCGAACGCUCAUUCUGCAGGCGCUGCGGUGGCGAUUGACCCAGUCGCGGCCGGCAGCGCUUCGCAAGCGGGUCAUGCAGUCGUACAUCGAGUCAGAUCUGUUCUCGCUCCACGAGCAGACUCGGGCAACAGACGGGACUCGCAUGUCGCUCCUUGCACAUCUCCUUCUUCAUUCGGAUGGAUACCUGCAAGAGUACGCCGCGCGACUGGUCGACUUUGUGGCGUCCGAAGCCGCCGGUCGCGAGUACCUGCUCUCGACUGCCGAGUGCGUCGAGGUCCUUGCCCAGGUCAUGUUUGCCGAGCCCGACGACAACCUCACCCGCCAGCACGCGCUCGGUGCACUGCAAAAGAUCUCCAUCCGUCGCACGCCGCAGUCGCGCAUGAUCGAGCUCAACAUCAUUGCCUGGCUCACCUCAAUUCUCCGCAACCCCGACGUGCUCUCCGAGUACACCAUCGAGUACGGUGCGGCCCUGCUGAUGAACCUCUCUCUCCGCUCCGCCGGCCGCAACAAGUGCGAAGCUGUUGCGUCCGAUGUUAUUGCCGUCCUCAUGGUCCUCCUCCAGUUUGACCACGAAGAAAUCCGCACCUACGCCAACGGCACGCUCUACUCGAUCCUCUCGCUCUCGGCUAUCAAGGAUGCUGCCUUUGAGCUCGGCCUUGAAGACUUUCUACUCAACCUUAAGGACAAUGCAGACGAAAUGCUGGCCACUCAGAUCAACCACGUCAUGUACCAGCUCCACGCUGACGACACCGACGGCAUGAUCUCCGACGAUGAGGAGGACGAAGUUGACCACGACGAGCAGGAGCAGGCCGAUGACUACCUUGUCGAGCAGGAUCCCGAGUCGCUCCGUCCCCCGCCGCACACGCUGCAAGGCGAGCAGCUCCUCUGCUCCCGAUACCUAGCCGACCUGGAGGAGGCGCUCCACGAGUCGCAGCGCGUCGAAGCCUCGCUCGCCCAGCAUGACGAGGCCCGAGCCGCCCGUGCUGCUGCCACUGAAGCCGCUAGCGACGAUGACGCCAUUCCGGCCCGCCCGCGGACCCCGGCUCACUCGUCGCGCCCCGCAUCGCGCCACUCAUCUCGCCCGUCGUCACGCCGGUCGUCGUCGCGCGCAUCCUCGCGCCCGAUGUCAUCCGACUCGCUCCGUGGUGCAAGCGGCUACGAUCGCAGUGGCAAUGAUGGACUCAGUGAUGACUCUCACGCCAGCAACGACGAUGACGACAACAACGAUGACGACGACGACGACGUUGAUAUCGAAACCGAUGACUCGCUGCUCGCCGAAGAGAUCGAGUCUGGAACCGGUGACGAUGACAAGACCGCGUCCAACUCCGAGCCAGUGGCUGCCGCAAGCAACGCAGACGGCGGUAUUGCACCGGAUCCACUACUUUCGCGGCCCAAGAUCCCGCGGACGCCGCCAGGCCCUCACGCUGCCGACACUUCGCUGACGAUGAUGACCAGUCCAGAGCGGACCGAGCUUGCUGACGCGCUCCCGCCGCCAGCGCCAGAAGACGAUCCUGUCAUUCCGAUUGUGGGCAAGGCUGUAGUCUCGGUCACCAAGCCACCACCCAAGCCGGCGAAUCUCACUGGCGACUACGACGAGUAUGUAGCAGCGUUUGGCGAGCGAGCCAAGGUGCCGCGCACGCCGCUGCACCCGCCAGCCACCGACGCUUCUGGCAACCCACGCCAGCCAGCUGGAUCAUCGGCUUCGGUUGGCCUCCACGGAGGACUUGACGCCGCAGCCUUUGACGGCGACGACGGCGAGUGGUCCGAAGAAGAAGGUUUCAUCUAGAUCAAACGCAGCCGCCCACCAAACAUAGCCGACCAAACGCAGGCGAUUG
Messenger RNA from Thecamonas trahens ATCC 50062, 3130 nucleotides. Its product is annotated as LisH domain-containing protein ARMC9. The transcript has a single exon. Bases 91 to 3081 code for a protein of 996 amino acids. Gene Ontology annotation, biological process: cilium assembly. Lineage: Eukaryota; Apusomonadida; Apusomonadidae. The record is from RefSeq and is a predicted model, not a curated record. Gene Ontology annotation, cellular component: centriole; ciliary tip; ciliary basal body.